UUGGACUCCAAUAUAAGAACUAACCCAGAAGGCUUCAAUAACCAUUAGAGAUUUAGAGCACUCCAAAUCCGGGAAGAUGGCCGGCGAUAUUACCCAAAACGAUGGCAUCGGAGCAAAGGUGGUGGUAGUAAUGGUGCCUCUGCCGGGGCAGGGCCAUCUCAACCAGUGCCUCCACCUCUCCCGCCUAAUCACUUCUUACAACGUUCCCGUAUUUUACACCGGCGCCGCCCUUCAUAUCCGCCAGGCCAAGCACCGAAUCCAAGGAUGGGAUCCUCUCUCCGUUUCCAACCUUCAUUUCCAUGAAUUCCCAAUGCCGUCUUUCGAAACCCCCGCCCCCGACCCUAAAACCAGGUACCCCUCGCAGAUCCUGCCGGCGUUCAACGCCGCCAUGCUCCUCCGCGAGCCCCUCCGCCAAUUCCUUUCAGAUCUCUCCAAGAAAGCAAGGCGGGUCGUCGUUAUUUAUGAUUCUAUGAUGGCUUCCAAUGUUCAAGACAUUCCUUCUAUACCAAACGCCGAGUCUUACUCCUUCCAGUCCAUUUCGGCUAUCUCAAUUUACAAUUUCCACUGGGAAAGUCUGCAGAGGCCGCCAUUGCCGCCGGAAGCUGAAGUUUUAAAUGAAUUAGGGAACUUUGAGACCUUUGUGACUCCAGAAGUGUUGGAAUUUGUGAAGAUUCAGGAUGAAGCCUUGAAGUUCAACUCCGGAACGCUCUUCAACACUUGCAGGGUGAUCGAAGGAGCUUUCCUGGACUUACUGGCUAAAGAUCCGUCAGCCGGAACAGGGCAGUUAUGGGCAAUCGGACCAUUUAAUCCGGUGAUCCUACCGGAGAACAAAGAUCCCAGCACGCGCCAUAAAUGUCUGGCCUGGCUUGACAAACAGGAAGAAAAUUCGGUGAUUUUUGUCGCGUUUGGGUCCACAACUACAUUAUCUGAUGAACAGAACAAGGAGCUUGCGAUUGGGCUAGCGAAAAGCGAGCAGAAAUUCAUCUGGGUGCUAAAGGAGGGAGAUAAGGGAGACGUUUUCGCCGGAGAUAAAAGGAGAGCCUAUCUGCCGGAAGGAUACGAAGAUGAAAUCGCGGGCAGGGGAAUGAUCGUGAGAGACUGGGCGCCGCAACUGGACAUUCUCGCCCACCCUUCAACAGGUGGGUUCAUGAGCCACUGCGGGUGGAACUCCAGUAUGGAAGCCAUUUCAAUGGGCGUGCCGUUCGCGGCGUGGCCGAUGCACUCGGAGCAGCCGUGGAACGCCGUGCUAAUCUCGAAGGUGCUGAAAACCGGCGUGGUAGUUGACGACUGUACCAGCGAUGAAAUGGUUAGUUCGCAGAGAAUCGCGGACGCCGUCAAGAGAUUGAUGGCUUCCCCCGAAGGAGAUGAGAUGAGGAGAAGAGCGAAAGAAAUAAGAGGCGCCAUCAUUGACGGCGGCGCUGCUCCCACGGAAAUGGAUUCUUUCAUUUCUCACAUCACCAGAGAGUAGCCAUGAAAAUAUCUGUCAUGUCUUUUUUUGUUUUGUUUUGUUUUGU
Molecule: messenger RNA, 1514 nt
Organism: Ipomoea nil (Japanese morning glory)
Lineage: Eukaryota; Viridiplantae; Streptophyta; Magnoliopsida; Solanales; Convolvulaceae
Product: zeatin O-glucosyltransferase-like
Exons: 1
Coding region: 77-1468 (463 amino acids)
Molecular function (GO): UDP-glycosyltransferase activity
Source: RefSeq, a predicted model, not a curated record